Messenger RNA from Cryptococcus deneoformans JEC21, 1202 nucleotides. RefSeq lists its product as hypothetical. Gene Ontology annotation, biological process: regulation of transcription by RNA polymerase II; positive regulation of DNA-templated transcription. The record is from RefSeq and is a predicted model, not a curated record. Gene Ontology annotation, molecular function: transcription coactivator activity. The transcript has 6 exons. Lineage: Eukaryota; Fungi; Basidiomycota; Tremellomycetes; Tremellales; Cryptococcaceae. Gene Ontology annotation, cellular component: DUBm complex; SAGA complex. Bases 151 to 1083 code for a protein of 310 amino acids.
CUCAUCUAAUCGACACAUCCCCAUAUCCUCCUCCUCGCCGGCAUUACCACAUGUGCCCAGGGCACUCAGAUCCAUUGCAACUGCGUAGAGCACUCUCACGUCCCAUCCUUCCUAUUCAACAUAAGAUCCAGUGCCGACAGUCUGCCGACCAUGCCCGACAAGAAGGAGGAAAUUCGCUCGGUCACCAAAAUCAUCUUGGAUGAGAUGCUAGAUGAUCUCAUUCUUACCACUACCAUUUCUGCCCACCGUGAAGUAAAGCGAGGCCGAGUCAUCUGUGGGACAUGUGGGACAAGAUGUCGCAGUCACCUACCUCUUUUACCGAACAACGUCGCAAGCUGUUCAAAGUCUCUUCACACAUCAGCGGAUGCCUCAGGGAGUUCGUCAAGAGCUCAAACGCCGCAAUGUAUCUCUGAAGCAGGUGGGCGAUCAAGUGGAUACGCUGUUGGUCCUGAAAAGGGUACAGGAGGAUCAACUGGUGUGGGUAGUGGGAGUGGAAAAAUUGAUAGUAGUGGGAAUGCCUUCUUUGAUUGCCUGGUCUGCUCCCGGCCUAUUGCCUCCAAUCGAUAUGCGCCCCAUCUUGCUAAAUGUAUGGGACUCAACGGCUCUAUUCGGCGAGUGGCUGCUCGUUCAGCUGCUGUCAAAGCUCGCCUAGGAACCGGACAUGAUCGAUCCAGUCCUUCGCCGUAUCUGGCCACAGGUAGUGAAAAUGGCGACUGGGGUUCAGAUGCAGAUAGUGUUGGUAGCAACAAAAAGAAGAAAACUCAAAACAAUUCAACCAGAAGGAAUGGAUCCCCCAACAAGUCUGUCGCCAAAGGGAAGAAGGCGAAGCGAGGAUCCAGUGCUGGAACCCCCACUCCCCAAUUCCCCCGCCAAACUCUCCCACCCUCCAAGCUGGGGAGACCACCCACGAAUCGUCAAACGACGCAAUCGUCACCAGUAUCUUCGCCAGAGAAAUCAGUCAUAUCCGUUGCCAGCUCUGGUACUGGUGUCACGGGUUCUAAGACUCUGCCAGGUGCCAGGAAUACCUUACCGGAGAUUGUCCUAGGGGACGAAUCCAGUGAGGACGCCGACGACGACUAUUGAUUAUACUUCUCACGACCACCUAUCUGCAUGAUACGAAGCUUUUAUGAUAUCAUAAGGUCCGCACAUACGCUGUCCGUCAUCUGUACCAUGUCCACCACCGUUAUCAUUAUGUAUUGCAU